Medicago truncatula (barrel medic) is the source of this 2329-nucleotide messenger RNA. RefSeq lists its product as uncharacterized. The record is from RefSeq and is a predicted model, not a curated record. Gene Ontology annotation, molecular function: protein binding. NCBI's taxonomy places the organism in Eukaryota, Viridiplantae, Streptophyta, Magnoliopsida, Fabales, Fabaceae. Gene Ontology annotation, cellular component: membrane. The transcript has 5 exons. The coding region runs from base 215 to 2329 and encodes 704 amino acids.
UUGUUUUUAAACUCAUGAUCUAGUAUUGUACUGCCCAACACCGAAUACAUGCUCUAUAUUUCAGAUCCGUGUAAUGCUCACAAGAGUUUCUUGUUUAUGAUGUGUUGACCUUUUUGCAGACGCAGUACCUCUGUGAAAAUCUUCUAAGGUUAGUCUCAGACUAUUUCUCCCUCUUUAUUUUGUUUUCAGAGUUGUGAUACUUUAGUAGAUCAUAAUGGAAGCUGCAAGUAUUGCAUCAACCGGAAUAGUUCUUGAAGUUCUUACAAGAGAAAAUUACUUGGAUUGGAGUGCACUUGUGAAGAAUUACUUGAUCGGCAAAGAUCUAUGGGACGACAUAGUUGAGGGUAAUCUCGAUGCUCAACAUUCGGAUUGGAAAUCAAAAAAUGGUCAAGCUUUACAUGCUAUUCAACUCUCAUGUGGUCAUUAUACUCUUGGCCAGAUAAGAAAUUGUGUAACAGCACAAGAGGCCUGGAAUCGGUUAAAGGCCGCUUUUAGCGAAAAUUUAAAUGCAGACCAAGAUAUUGAGCAAGGAGGUCUUCAAACUGACAUUGACAAGUUUCAUGUGGCACUGAAGAAAGGCAUGUGGAAUGAUGCAAUUCUGUUUAUCAGCCAAGAUGGAGAUAUUAUUUCUCAAAAGUCGUCCUCGAAAGGCUGGACUUCUCUUCAUGUUGCAGUUGAUGCAGGACAAGAUAAAAUCAUGAAGGAGUUGGUUGAAAUGGGGGCAUUGCUGACAGAGGAAGAUUGGGAGGGCUACACACCUUUUGCUCUUGCUGUUAAAUCAACCGACGAUAUUAAAAUUGUCGAGUGGAUGCUUAACAAAGGAGGAAAUGAUCUACUAACCAUGAAAAUCAAAGCUGAUGACGAUAAGGGUGACAUUCCAGUACUUCUAGCCGCAACCAAGGGACACAAAAAAGUGACUAGAUUUCUUUUUUCCAAGACUCGAUGGUUCACGCUACUCGACAACAAUUGUUAUUAUGGUGCUAAACUUCUUUCGCAUUGCAUUCAUGCACAAAUAUUUGAUGUUGCAUUAGCAUUAAUACAACAUGAUGGUACACAAAUACCCCUUAGUUAUGAAUCUCGUGAAUGUAAACGGCCUAUAUAUGGAUUAGCUCAUACCCCUACCGCAUUUCCCAGUGGAACCAAACUUAGUUGGUUUGGAAAGAUUUUUUACAAUGUUUUGUGGAUACCACCCUACAUAGACCAUGAAGACAAAAGAAUAAAAAUUGAAUCACAGGAUGGAGGAUCUAGUACAUAUACUUUUUUUCCAGGUAGUAUUAAGAGGUUACACGAGAUAAAAAGGAAUCAUUACCUAGUACGUGAUAUUCUAAGAGGUUUUUGUGAAAAAAUUGAGAAAAUAUCAUCAGAAUCAGCAGAGUUACAUCAAUGGUCAGUUGACGAUGCUAUGUUACAAGCAGCCAAGCAUGGAACUUUAGAGUUUAUAAAUUCAAUGAGGGAAGCAAAUCCUGACCUUUUAUAUGCUAUGGACAAAAACAAAAGAGGUAUAUUUGCACAUGCAAUUUUAAAUCGUAAAGCCAGUGUCUUCAGACUCGUAUAUAAGAUUGAAGGCCAUGAAGGGUUGAAAACAUCCAUAGACAUAUUUGGAAACAACUUACUCCACCUUGCAGCUGAAUUAGGCCCUUCCUCUUAUCGUGACCGUCGAUCCAAUGCUGCUCUUCAAAUGCAAAGAGAACUUCAAUGGUUUCAGAUGGUAGAGAGCAUUGUGCCUCCGAUGUGCCAAGAAGCUAAAAAUGCAGAUGGUCUAAAGCCUCGUGAAUUAUUUAAGAAAAAUCAUGAGCAGCUUGUGAAUGAAGGUCGACAAUGGGCGAAAGAUAUAGCGAGUUCUUUCACAAUUAUGGGUACUCUUAUUAUUACCAUCAUGUUUGCUGCAGCUUUCACUGUUCCAGGAGGAAACAAUCAAGAUAAGGGCACACCUAUCUUCUUAGGUAGAAAUGCAUUCUCUUUCUUUAUCAUAUCAGACGCAUUAUCUCUCACUGCAUCUUCAUCAUCCGUUUUAAUGUUUAUUGGGGUCCUUAUAUCACGUUAUACUGAGGAAGACUUCGUCACAAGUUUGCCAAUUAAGUUAUUGUUUGGCCUUUUCACAAUUUUCUUGUCUGUGGUAUUCAUGAUGUGUGCUUUUUGUGCUGCACUUGCUCUCAUGCUCAAGGGGUACCGAUGGAUCAUAAAAGCAGCAAUAGUAUCUUCAAUUAUUCCAAUCUUAGUGUUUAUGUUCACGCUCUUGCGACUAUUUUUAGAGGUUUGCACUUCUUUUGUAAAAUCUUGUUUCCUCGGAAAGAAACAAAAAUUUAUAAGACGGUUGUGUUACUUAUGA